CCGCGCAGGGCCCAGUGCGACAAGGACCCACGGCCUCGGCGACGCUGGAGGAUGCGGCGGCGGUUCCGGGCGGCAGCAGCGGGCCGCCUGACGCCUUGCAGGUCAGCAGUUGAGUAGCUGGGGCCCCGGACGGCUUGAAGCCUUUUCACAGUGAUGGCGGAGAAGCGGCCACAGGGCACCCUGGGGCCCAUGAUGUACGGCAAGCUGCCCCGUCUAGAGGCCGACUCUGGACCCCGGCACAGCUUGGCCCCCUCUGCUGCUAACCAAGACCCCUGCAACUAUAAGGGUGCCUACUUAUCCUGCCCCAUGGAGGGUGCUCCCAAAGCAGCGUCUGAGCGGUUGGCGUCCUGGACCUCAUACCCACCUUUGUAUCCUACCAGCAUAGCAGGACCCCCACUUCGGGAAGACAGCCUGUUGACCAGCUGUCUGCUCUAUCGCCCACCAGCAGGAAGCUCUGAGAAGGUGCAGGAUUCUGGCCCUGUUGAGCUCCUGCCCUUCAGUCCCCAGGCUCAUUCCUACCCAGGCCCACCGCUGGCUGCUCCCAAACCUGUCUAUCGCAGCCCUCUGUGUUACGGACUCUCGGCUUGCCUGGGGGAAGGGGCUGCGAAGAGGUCAUUGGAUGUUGAUUGGACACUGAUGACUGGGCCCCUGUUACCCCCAGCCGACCCACCUUGUUCUCUGACCCUGGCUCCUGGCAAAGGUCAGUCCGUGGAUGGCACCUUUUUGCGUGGAGUGCCAGUUGGGGGAUCUGGCAGAAACUCCUCUGGGAGCUUCUCCCCAUGCCAGGCAUUCCUGGACAAGUAUCAGACCAUCCAUAGCACGGGCUUCCUGGCCUCCAAGUACGCAGGUCCUUACUCUGGGGAUCCCAAGCAGUCAUUGUCUGAGGGAUUCCCCAGUCCUUGGACCCAGCUGGCCCAACCGUUGGGGCCAGCCUACCAGGAUACAGUGCCCUCCCACUACCCACUUCCGCCUCCUCCACAGGCCCUGUCUUGCCCUCCAGCCUGUCACCACUCGGAGAAGCAGAGCAACUAUAGCUCGGUGCCCCCGCUGCAGCCUCUGGGAGCCCACAAGGGAGUUGGGUACCUGGCUGGUGGGCUGAACGGCCCCUACCUGAGGCACCAGACAGCCCAGACACCCUGUAUGCCCCCAGUGGGGCUGGACACUUAUUCCUACCCUUCUGUCCCCCUCCCAACAGCCUCACCAGGCCUCAAGGUGGAGCCACCUCUUGCUCCACGGUGCCCGCUAGACUUUGCUCCCCAGUCACUAGGCUUUCCUUAUGCACGGGACGACCUCGUUCUCUGUGGAGCAUCCCCAGGGCUCAGAGGGACACCACUUUCCCAGAACAGUGUUCAGGCUGUUCCACAGCCCAGUGCUGUCCAGCAAGUGUGCCAGCCUAUGCCUGCCAGUCAGCCAUGCCCAGAGCCUCUGAGGCCUACAGAGAAGUCAGUGCGGGAACCUCAGGAGACCAUGUGGCUGCCAAGCUGCAGGAAAGAGCAGCUCCAGCCCCAGCUCAAAGAGCACCCCGGGGCACCCAUUGUCAUCGGAGAUAGCCCAGUUCCCCGCACCCCACCAGCACUCCCAUCCUGUGCCCAGGAGCACCAGUCUCUUCCAGAGAACCAGGGCACACUGUCCCCUGGCUCUCCACCCAUGCCCAUUAUCGACAAUGUCUUCAGCCUGGCCCCCUACCGUGACUAUCUAGAUGUGCAGACACCGGAGGCCACAUCUGAACCUGACCCAGCCCCAGCCCCCAAGGAUAGCCAUGACAAAGACUCCAGGGAGACUCCACCUGCCCAAGAGGCCCCUUUGAGGGUGCACUGCUCACUGAGGGAGGAGGUGGCACUGGACUUGAGUGUGAAGAAACCCGUGGCAGAGGCUUCUCCUGUCAAGGUCCCUAGCCCUGCGGUGCACUCCAAGCUCCCUGUAGCCGUGGGUGUGCCAGGCGUGGGGAGCACAGUCUCAGAGCUGUCUGGGGUGCCAGAGACCACAGAGGCCACCCCAAAGACCAACUUCCACAGCUCUGUGGCCUUCAUGUUUCGAAAAUUCAAGAUCCUCCGGCCAGCACCCUUGCCUGCAGCUAUGGUCCCAUCCUUGCCCACCUCGGUCCCUGCCUCUGACCAGCCUGCACCCACCUCUACAUCCAUGCCCAUUGGACUACAGAUUCUCACCCAGCCCUUGCCUGUGACCUGCUUUGAUCUCGCCCUGCCCAGUUCUCCAGCUGUAUCGGUGGCCGCCCCAGCUCCUACUGUGGUUCCAUCAGCUGCUCCAGCCCAGGCUCCAACUCCAGCUUCCACCCCUGUCACAGUGGACUCCCCAGAGCAAUACUUUGCAGGGCUGCAUGAGUCUCUGUGUGAUGCCAUUUCAGGCUCCGUGGCCCACUCCCCACCUGAGAAGCUGCGCGAAUGGCUGGAGACGGCUGGGCCGUGGGGCCAGGCAGCAUGGCAGGAUGGCCAGGCUGUUCAGGGGCUGCUGGGCAAGCUGCUGUCCCAGCUGCAGCGCUUUGUGUGCACGCAGCAGUGCCCCUUCCCCCAUGUGGUACGGGCUGGCGCCAUCUUCGUGCCCAUCCACCUGGUGAAGGAGCGGCUCUUCCCGAGGCUGCCACCCGCUUCUGUGGACCAUGUGCUGCAGGAGCAUCGAGUGGAGCUGCGACCCACCACACUGUCAGAGGAGCGUGCAUUGCGGGAGCGAGCCCUCCGUGGCUGCACCUCGCGCAUGCUGAAGUUGCUGGCGCUGCGCCAGCUGCCUGACAUAUACCCUGACCUGCUGGGCCUGCAGUGGCGUGACUGUGUACGCCGCCAGCUGGGUGACUUUGACACUGAGGCUGGAUUUGCGCCCUCCUCAGAACACACCAUGGCCAGAGAUGAGCCAGAGAGCCUCUCCCUGGCUCAGAAGUCACCCAUCCCCAAGGCCAGGAAGCUGGGGAGGAAGCCACCAACUCCUAUCCUGGAGAAAGCAGAGGCAACUGCUGGGGGAGGGUCUCACGGUGCCUCACCUGCCCGUCGUGCCAAUGCUAGCCCACCCAGCCCCACACUGAGGGCCCGCUGCCGAAGACUGCUGACAACUGCCUGGCUUAAUGGCCUGGCACUGCCCACUUGGGGCCACAAGGCCUCAGGAGCAGCUCUGCCCUUGCCCUGCCCACAGCUGUUGAGCAGCCAGAGCCAUCACCUGUAGGACUGGUGGCUGGCGCUGUUUGGACAGCUACUCUUUGGUAAUCACUCUACCCCUCCCUUCCGCUGGCCAGCUUCCCAGGUGAGGAGUGGAUAUGCCCUCAGAGUUUCUCAUUUCAUUCUUAGAGAAGACCUGUGUGCUUUGGAGUUCGACCAACUAGGGCUCAGAUCCUGGCUCCUAUGUUUCUUGCUGCCUAAUUGGGCAAGUCACUUCCUCUCUUGAGCCCUUAGUUCCCCACUUGUAAAAUGACAACACAGCCUACCUCACAGGGUUGUUGUGGGAAUGAUACCUGACACAUGGUUUGCUCUCUGCUUCCUUCCCAGGACAGGGGCCCAGGUCCCAGCUAAGGCCUGGACUAUGAGGCUGAGGCAGAUGGAACCUCCAGAAAGUUUUUAUGUGUCAUAGGACUUUGUUAUCUUGGAGUGGUACAGUCCAUCCCACACUCUUUCUAGAGUCAUUCCCCACGAAAGCCUGGGGUUACAGCCCCACAGUUUGGGCUUGGGCCCUAAACCCCAGCCUGCGGCUCCCUGGGGGAGUCCGCCCCUCCCACCCCCUGCUACAGGGGUGCAGGGAUACUGCCUGGGGCUGGCGCCCUUGUUCUGGGCCUGCUGUUCUUACUCCUGGGACAUCCCAGGCCUGUCCUAAGUUGAUAGCAGUGACUGCCCUGAACUACCAACCUCACCUAGUGUAUUAUCCCAAGAAAGCUGUAUGUUUGCUGGAAGCCAAGCAUCUUCAGGUACUAGAAGGGACAGACUGAGUGACAGCUCAGAGUUGGGAGGUCUCUGAAGAUAUGGACUAAAGACCUUGCAGCUCUCCAAGCUAGAGCCCCCUCAGCCAGGCCUGCAGUGGGUUACCUCCUUGCAGUGCUAAAGUGAGCCCAGAGUCUGGCAAGUUGGGUCCUGGAGACCCCCCUGCCCAGGAGGCCCCUUGAGGGUGCAUUGCUUGCUCACUGAGGGAGGAGAUGGCACUGGACUUGAGUGUGAAGAAACCCCUGGCAGAGGCUUUCCCUGUCAAGGGCCCUAGUCCCAUGAUGCACUCCGAGCUCCUUGUAGCUGUGGGUGUGCCAGGCGUGGUGUCCCUGCAGAGACAGUCUCGGGCAGGCCGUUAAACAUUAAAGCACGUGGGUUGGUUUGGGAUCUGGGAUUUAGCUCUGUGUGUGGGGGGGGGGGGGAGGUUGUGGGUUUUAUGUGUCUUUACCAGGUGGUUGGCCCUUCACUGGGAUGCUGCAGCUAUUCUUGCUGCUGUCCCAGAGGGCUCUCAUGCAGCCUUGUCCCAGCUAGCUCUGGCCAUGUGGGCCCUUGUCACCUGUCCACUGGGCAGCCACUUAACCUGCUCAGGAACCCCCCCGAGACCCUCAUAGGUCCUAGUGGUUGCUGAUCUGUAGCCCACAGCCCGGUGAGACAUGCUGGUCUCCAGGCCUGAGCAUA
Pteronotus mesoamericanus is the source of this 4592-nucleotide messenger RNA. It is a transcript of the gene PRMT2IP, whose product is annotated as chromosome unknown C15orf39 homolog. Bases 154 to 3168 code for a protein of 1004 amino acids. The transcript has 3 exons. NCBI's taxonomy places the organism in Eukaryota, Metazoa, Chordata, Mammalia, Chiroptera, Mormoopidae. The record is from RefSeq and is a predicted model, not a curated record.